AUGAGGAUGUGGGCUGGUCUUGUGGGCUGGGCUUGUACCACCCUCUGCCUGGCUUCCUGCUCGUCUGCCUUUUCCCAUGGUGCCAGCAUGAAGGCCUGUGAGGACAUGCAGCCCAAGCACAUCCGAGCCCAGCCUCAGCCCCAGGACACUCGCCACGUCACUAUCCACACUGGCAGGUCUUCCUAUGCACCAGGUGACAAGAUUCCAGUGACGGUGAGAAGCAGUCGUGACUUCAUGGGAUUUCUACUUCAGGCUCGAAGAGUGUCUGAUCACCAAGUCACUGGCACUUUUGUUUUCACUCCUCCUCGUUCCAAACUGAUGACUUGUGUUCAAGCGGCUGAUGCAGUCACCCACUCUGACAAGUCCCUGAAGAGAACCCUGUCAUUCAUGUGGAAGGCCCCUGCCCAGCCUGUGGGGGACAUUAAAUUCCUUUUAUCGGUAGUCCAGUCAUAUUUCGUUUACUGGGCGAGGAUUGAAUCAUCUGUUGUGUCUCAACAGACACCUGGCAGCGCCCUUUCUGACGACCGCGUGGAGCCCAGAUUACCGAUGCCAACCCUUCACCAGAGGCUGGCUCAUGUUGAAGGAGCUGCCCCAGCUCCCAGGGCCCCCAUCACUCUUCCACAGCAGCGCACACAUGUCUUUGCCAUUGCCCUUCCUGGAGCUGCAGAGGAAGAUAACCUAGAUCCUGCUUCUGCCAGUAUUUGGGUGACAAAGUUUCCUGGGGAUACAGAGACUCUGUCCCAACCAUCUUCACACACCGCCACUGAAGGCAGCAUGGGCCAGCAACUCAGGGACAGCAAUCCAACCCUAGAGCCAUCCCUGGAGGUCCACAGGCUGGAGAGGCUUGUGGCCCUCAGGAGAGUCUACUUAGAGGGCUUUGCUUCCAGCCUUAGCGCCCAUCACAGAACUCAGGAUGAUCCCAGCUUUGAUUCACUGGAAACUUGCCUGUCCUCAGAUGGGGGUGAACAGGACAAGACGAAGGCUUCUAACAGGACCAUGACACGGCCUCCUCUGUACACCGUCCAGCUUACCCAUCCCCAGCGCCUCUGGUCCUCUGAAACUUUCACAGGGAAUGGGGCUGGGGCAGGCAACCCAAUCCCUGUCCUCCAGACCUCUGGCACUUCUGGGCUACCUGCUUCUGGUGACCAGUCAGAGGCAUUCAGGCCAUCUGCCAGCUUCUUACCUCAGUCAAAGCACAAGGAACCCAGAGCAGGGAAGGGAGAUGGGGAGGGUGGAGUGGGAUACCCUCGGCAGACCAACUCACGGCCUGACAUUGGGCUAGAGAGAGCCCAGGCCCCUCUGGGAUUCCAGCUCAGAACUCCCCAGCUGGGAAUUCUGCUUUGCCUGUCAGCCACCCUGGGUAUGGCCCUGGCCGCUGGCUUUCGCUACCUGCAUACCCAGUAUUGCCACCAGCGGACAGAAGUGUCCUUUAGUGAGCCAGCUUCAGAUGCUGUUGCCAGGAGUGACAGUGGUGAGACUGUGCACGUCAGGAAGGUUGGGGAGAACAGUUUUGUUUUGGUUCAAGCAGAGUACAAUUGGAUCACUCCUUCUGUGGGUAGCAAGAAAACAGUCCUCUGA
Saimiri boliviensis boliviensis (Bolivian squirrel monkey) is the source of this 1578-nucleotide messenger RNA. It is a transcript of the gene REELD1, whose product is annotated as reeler domain containing 1. The record is from RefSeq and is a predicted model, not a curated record. Gene Ontology annotation, cellular component: membrane. NCBI's taxonomy places the organism in Eukaryota, Metazoa, Chordata, Mammalia, Primates, Cebidae.